AUGAAUAAACAAGUGUCUGAAAAGUUCGAGAAUCUAUGGGAGUUUUUUCCCGAUAAAUUGACCAGUGAUAAAAAGUAUCAAAUUAAUAAAGGAAAUUUCUUAGAUGGUUAUUGUGAUAGUUAUCGUUGUGAUAGUGAUUUCGAAAAAAUUAGUGCUGGAUUAUUUUAUUUGCUUAAUCAAUUCUUUGGGCCUUCUGGUUUGCUUAAGAAUAAUGCAAAAAAUAAAAACGAUAUUUUUGAUUACAUUAUGAUAUGGUUAAGUUAUAUGUUAAACCUAAAGGAAAAUGAAUCAAACGACAGUCUAAAAUAUUUUUAUAAUACAGAUAUAAAACAUAAUCAAAAGUAUACAAAUUCUAUAGCGGGUUUUACGGAGUAUAAUAAUUAUAAGGAACUUUUAGACGAUAAACAAAUUGUGAAUAUUGAUAUUAAUAAUAUGUCUAAAUUUUAUGUUCCAUUUAAAUCAUUAUGUACCAUGUAUAAUGGAUUUAAUGAUAGCACGUCAGAUUGUACAAAAUAUUUGAAUGAUGUUAAUGAAUUUGCUAAUAAAUAUAAAGAACUUAGUGAAGAUUCUAGUAUUGCUAAUGAUAGUUUCUGUAAUAAAAUAUUGUGUACUUUAUCAAAUGAUUAUGAUAAUUUUAAAAAGAAAUGCAAAGACAGUUCAUCCUUUCCAACGAUAAAAAAACCAAAUAUUAUUCCAAAAUGUCCUGAACAAAUUUCUGAACAAAAUUUAAGAAGUUCUGGAGUAAUUUCUGAAGAUGUGGCAUCAAGUUCGUCGAUAACAAGCAAAUUAUUUACAGUUUUAUCGAUAUUUGGUGCAAUAGCAUUUUUUUUAGGAAUUUCUUAUAAGUAUUCAUUAUUUGGAUUUCGGAAACGAUUUAAAAAACAACAAAUAAGAGAAAAAAUAAAAAAUAUAAAGAAGAGAAUGAAUCAUUAA
Messenger RNA from Plasmodium yoelii, 933 nucleotides. RefSeq names its product PIR protein. The transcript is spliced from 3 exons. The record is from RefSeq and is a predicted model, not a curated record. Bases 1 to 933 code for a protein of 310 amino acids. Lineage: Eukaryota; Apicomplexa; Aconoidasida; Haemosporida; Plasmodiidae.